CGGGGGCCCGCGUGUUUCGUUCCAGCAGGACUCUGAGAGAGCCCAAUGGGGACCAACGGAUACGAGCAGCAGCUCGCCCCAGCGUAUGGCGAGCUCGUGGCCGGGGGCGGGCCUUAGGAGCUCCCCGCCCCUUCGUCGCUCGGCACUGGUGGACAGAAGCCCCGCCCCCAGCAAGCCCUCGCCCAACCCGCUCCGCUCCGUGUCAGCAGAUGGUAGGAUGGCAUCCAACGCUGACAGUUUGAGCUCUCCUGAAUCGGAUGCUCCCGUUGGUCGGCAGCGGUCGGCCUCUCCUUCUGCGUUGUUGCGUCGCUACCGGCAGCAACAGUCAGGCAACAGCAGCAGCCACGGCCACGGUGUCAUGCUCGGCUCUGUCGCCGUGGCGACGGCCAGGUCGCGCUGGAACGGCCCCGCCGACUCGUGGGAGGAGGUCCAGGAGCGCGUCCGCGGACUGCUGACCACCCCCAGGGCGAUGCGCAGACUCCUCUCGGGCUCCACGGUCUCUGAGAUGGAGGAGGUGUUAACACGCAGGUCCAUCUCCCCGGGGCUGCCCUGACGGAGUUUGGACACGCG
This is a messenger RNA of Gadus chalcogrammus (walleye pollock), 570 nucleotides long. It is a transcript of the gene spata6l, whose product is annotated as spermatogenesis associated 6-like. The transcript is spliced from 6 exons. The record is from RefSeq and is a predicted model, not a curated record. Bases 86 to 553 code for a protein of 155 amino acids. NCBI's taxonomy places the organism in Eukaryota, Metazoa, Chordata, Actinopteri, Gadiformes, Gadidae.